Messenger RNA from Tauraco erythrolophus (red-crested turaco), 1150 nucleotides. The record is from RefSeq and is a predicted model, not a curated record. NCBI's taxonomy places the organism in Eukaryota, Metazoa, Chordata, Aves, Musophagiformes, Musophagidae.
AGCUAAGCCGAAGAAGGCAGAAGAAGAAACAGUUCGGCGACGAUCUAUGCGCUUGCAAAGAGUAGAGCCGUCGCAAAUUCCGCCGCCGGAGAUGCCUGCCCCGCCGGGAGCAGAGGAACAGAUGAAAGAGAACGAUACCGAAAAGUGCAGGUGUGACAUGAAAAGGUACCAGGACAGCCUGAGCAGCAUGGUCCUCAGUGAAGAGAACGUUAGAAAGGUGGUGAAAUACCGCGUGUGUUCUAUGGCCAUCCAUCCUUCUGAAAGCAUCAUCUUUGUGGCAGCUGGAGACAAGUCCGGGCAGAUUGGUCUGUGGAAUGUGAACUGUGGGUCUGAAGAAGGAGCAUGUGUCUUUAUUCCACACAGUGACCCUGUCAACUGCAUGCAUUUCUCGCCCUUCAAUCCCGCCCACUUGGUGUCCCUGAGCAAUGGCACGCUGCGCUGUGGCGAUGUGACCAGAGCUGUCUUUGACGAGAUAUGCAGAAGUGAAGAAAGCUUCUCGUCCUUCGACUUCUUGGAAGAUAAUGCCUCCACUGCGAUAGUAGGACACUGGGAUGGCGACGUCACCGUGGUGGACAGACGGACCCCAGGAACGUCUCCAGAGCUUUCCGUAGACAUCGGCUUCAAAAGGACGAGGACAGUCCAUGUUCACCCCGUGAAUAAACAGUAUUUCCUUGCUGCUGGCUUAGUGGAUGUUUGUGUUUACGAUGUUCGGUACCUCAAGUCUAAUGGGAACAAGCCCGUGAGCUCUCUCAAAGGACACACAAAAAGUGUUGCUUCUGCCUAUUUCUCGCCCGUAACUGGGAGCAGAGUGGUGACGGUGUGUGCCGAUGAUAAGCUGAGGGUCUACGACACCUCCUCCCUGUCGCCGACAGUCGCGGCGCUCAGCACCAUCAGACACAACAAUAACACAGGCCGCUGGUUAACCAGGUUCAGAGCAAUAUGGGACCCUAAACGGGAAGACUGCUUCGUGGUGGGCAGCAUGGAACGACCCAGACAAAUAGAAGUCUUCCAAGAUACCGGAAAAUUGUUGCACUCUUUUUGUAACAUUGACUGCCUGGCCUCCGUGUGUUCCAUUAACGUGGUCCAUCCCACUAAGAACAUCUUAGUGGGUGGCAACUCCAGUGGCCGCCUUCAUGUGUUCAAAGAAUAA